Messenger RNA from Macrobrachium nipponense, 12464 nucleotides. RefSeq names its product cullin-5-like (gene Cul5). NCBI's taxonomy places the organism in Eukaryota, Metazoa, Arthropoda, Malacostraca, Decapoda, Palaemonidae. The record is from RefSeq and is a predicted model, not a curated record. The coding region runs from base 72 to 2216 and encodes 714 amino acids. Gene Ontology annotation, biological process: protein ubiquitination; SCF-dependent proteasomal ubiquitin-dependent protein catabolic process. The transcript has 15 exons. Gene Ontology annotation, cellular component: SCF ubiquitin ligase complex; Cul5-RING ubiquitin ligase complex. Gene Ontology annotation, molecular function: protein-macromolecule adaptor activity; ubiquitin protein ligase binding.
UUUUCUGGGCAGUCCACAAAGUAUGUCUUUGGGACGAAAAAGGCCUCCCAAAGUCCAGAAAGCUCUCCAGGAUGAGCAUUUUAGAUUUCAUCACUCAUGCGCAGGCUCGUGUCCUGGACCAGCAUGAGGAUCAAGCUCUCCUUAAGGCAUAUAUAACAGAGUGGAGAAAAUUUUUUCAACAGUGCAACUACCUCCCGCUGCCCUUCAACCAGCUUGAAUCGGCACUGGCUGGCAAAACCACUACUUCAGUAACCAAAAAGGUCCAGAAUGACGACUCUAUAGUUAGAAAGUUAAUGUUAGACAGUUGGAAUGCUAGUAUUUUUAGUAAUAUCAAGCAGCGAUUACAAGAUUCAGCAAUGAAACUAGUCCAUGCGGAGAGGAAUGGUGAAGCGUUUGAUUCACAGCUUGUCAUUGGUGUCCGUGAGAGUUACGUUAACCUCUGCUCCAAUUCCGUUGAUAAAUUGCAAAUUUAUAGGGAAAAUUUUGAAAAGGCUUACAUUGAAGCAACCAAAGCCUUUUACCGAAUAAAGGCCCCGCAAUACCUCGAGGCAAAUGGUGUCCAAAACUACAUGAAAUACGCAGAGAUCAAAUUAAGAGAGGAAGAGCAGCGGGGUGAAAAGUACCUGGAAUCCUUUAGUGGAUCGCUACAAAACUUGAAUGAGUGCUGUGUGGAGGUGUUAGUAACAACCUUUCGUGACACUAUUUUAGCAGAAUGUCCUCAGAUGAUCAAAAAUAAUGAAACUGAUAAAUUACAGUUGAUGUUCAAAUUAAUGGAUAGAGUACCUGAUGGAAUCCAACCAAUGUUAGAUGCGUUAGAAGAGCAUAUUGUGUCUGCUGGUCUAGCAGAUAUGGUUGCUGCUGCUGAUUCAAUAACACAGGAUUCAGAACAAUAUGUAGAAAAGCUAUUAGAUCUCUUCCAAAGAUUCAGCAGAUUGGUGUCACAAGCGUUUAGUGAGGACCCACGUUUCCUAACGGCCAGAGAUAAAGCCUACAAACAAGUUGUUAAUGAUACUCAAGUCUUCAAGUUAGAGUUGCCUAGUAAAACAAAAGGAAUAGGUAAUAAGACACAACCUGAAUCCAAAUGCCCCGAACUUCUUGCCAAUUACUGCGACAUGCUUCUUAGAAAAACACCACUUAGCAAAAAGCUUACUGCAGAUGAAAUUGAAAGUAAAUUAAAAGAUGUGUUGCUGGUGCUAAAGUAUGUUAGCAACAAAGAUGUGUUUAUGAGGUACCACAAGGCUCACCUCACCCGCCGCCUUAUACUCGAUACCUCAGCGGACUCUGAGAAAGAAGAAAAUAUGGUUGAAUGGUUGAGAGAAGUUGGCAUGCCAGCUGAUUUUGUCAAUAAACUGGCACGUAUGUUUCAAGAUAUCAAGGUAUCAGAGGACCUCAAUCAACAAUUUAAGGAGUCCAUUCGCACCACCACAAAGUCAAGUGUAGCAGAUAACCUUAACAUAAAGAUAUUGAAUGCUGGGGCUUGGGCGAGAGGGAGUGACAGAGUGGCUGUCAGUCUACCCAUGGAAUUAGAAGAUUUCAUUCCAGAAGUUGAAGACUUUUAUCGGAAAAAACAUUCUGGUCGAAAGCUCCAAUGGCAUCACCACAUGUCAAAUGGCACAAUAACAUUCGCCAACAAUAUGGGUAGAUUUGACUUAGAUGUAACGACGUUCCAGAUGGCAGUUAUGUUUGCUUGGAAUCAACGAACAAAUGACAAAAUUAGCUUUGAUAAUCUACGCUUAGCAACAGAACUUCCAGAUCCUGAGUUGAGACGGACUUUAUGGUCCUUAGUAGCAUUUCCAAAGAUGAAGAGACAAGUUUUAUGUAUGUCUGGAGAAGUUACGUCGCCGAAGGAUUUCACAGAGAACACAGUUUUCUGGGUCAACCAGGAAUUUGCACCGAUUAAGAAUGGAAAACCUCAAAAACGGGGUAAAGUGAACCUGAUUGGGAGACUACAGCUAAGUACAGAAAAAAGCAAAGAAGAGGAUAAUGAGGGCAUCGUACAGUUAAGAAUUCUUCGCACUCAGGAAGCCAUUGUGAAGAUUUUGAAAAUGCGUAAGAAGAUCUCAAAUGCGCAACUACAAACCGAGUUGGUGGAGAUGUUGAAGAACAUGUUCCUUCCAAGCAAGAAGCUCAUCAAAGAACAAUUAGAGUGGUUAAUUGAACAUAAGUACAUGAGACGAGACGAUGACAACAUUAAUAUAUUUAUUUACAUGGCUUAGCCAGUGAAAAUCAUAUUUCAACAGUGGAGGAACAUUAGUUUAUACUGUGUCCCAACUCCAGUGUUGUUGUUGUUGUUUACAACAUGAACAUGGCCCAUGUGAUUUCAGAGAAGGAUUUAGAAGAUGCUCAUAUCUUUUACAGCAUAUAAUGAGUUGAUGAUCAGGUUAAUGGACUUCUUGCCUGCUCUUAACAGAAAUUGGUGUGGUUCAGAUCGGUGCGCGUCUUGUGUCUUAUUGGAGGUCAGUGGAAAGAAUAGUUUCAAGUGAAGAAGUUGAUGCAACAUUGUAUUGAACAGUGUCACAUACAAAGACAAAAUUUAAUUUUAAAAUUCUGUUACUCUAAUUUCAAAAAUUAUAAAUAAUUUAUCAACAUCAUAGAUUGCACAGUUUUAUGUACCGGUAUUAAAUUUUUGUUUAUAUUGUCUUAGUUAAUUUGAGACUUACUGUUGAGAUCAAGUGACUGAAGUUUUAAUAUUUAUAUUUGUGGAGUGAGUCUAAUAGCAGUCAUGUUCAUGAAAAUUACUUUGUUUAUUACAGAUAAAAUCUGGUAGAGACUAAUUUGUUCAUAUAUUUUAUUCUAAUAUUCAUUCAUAAUUUUUAUACUGCCUAUGCAAUUAUGUGGUACUACAUUGUGGAGUUAUGAAUUUUAAAGUCGCUGUUGGUAUUUUAGUGAAUAUUCAGUAUGAAAGGUGAUUUCCAAUUAAGUCUCCAGUUAAAAUGAUGUUGCAUCUGCAUUGGGUUGAGACAGAAUAAUUCAGGUGAGCUAUGCAAAUGAGAUGUCGACACGAAAGACCAGAUGGUUUAACACCAUUGUGUUGAAGGAGAAAAGUCGUUAGUCUGUGAAAAGGAAGUGUCAAAAGAGAAAUGCCAUAGAAAAAACAAGUAGCCUUUUGUCAAAGACUUGAGAAAAAACUUUAACCCUGUUGGGUAUUUUUCUUUUUUAUGAUGUAUAAUCUAUGAUGCCUGUGUAAAUAGUAGGGAAGAUAUAUAAAGUCUCCUUUAGCUGUGCAAUGCGUAAGUGUGUGGACAGGAUGGGAGUGCAUUAGAUUUAUGUGAUCACUUCUGGUUAUACUGUAUUUUUAUCUUAGUUUAUCUCUAAUAACUGUUUAGUAGAAUAUUGAUAUUGAAGUAGACAGGGACAAUUAUGUAUUAUACAAAAAGAUGUUAUGUGAUUUCAGUUUUGUAGUUACAAAGCCUUUACUUGCUGAAAACCACUUCUAAAACUAUUGGAAUCAUUAAUAGAAUGUUAAUGAUAGUAUUUGGUUGUAAGUUUCAUAUCUUAUUUAUUUGAUGGUAUGCUUUUUAAGUUUUGCCUUAAUUUUGACAGUAUAUGCAGUUAUUAAGUAGUGUCUAGACAGCUUUGUUUUUGUAGAGAAAAAGGUUUGAAGUAUCAGGAUCUGAAUUACAUUGCAGAAGCAGCUUUGAGAAUUAGUAAUAAUGUACCUUGUUGCAGGAGGCACUGUAAUGUAAGAAAAAUUAUUAGUUGACAUGAGAGCAAAAGUAUCAUUGCAAAAACAUGGGAUCAUUUCUUAAAAAGAGGAAAUUGAUGUCAUACAGGGUUGUGGUUUGGUAAAGGAGUCAGUACUUUCUAAGUAGUACAGUUGUCCAUUAUUUGCAGUAAAUUGGUUCUGGCUCCUAGUGUGUAUUUGUGAAAUCAUAUCAUGUGAGGACCCAUUCAAUUUACAGUCUUAUUAAAGGAGGUACAAGGAGUCAUGACACCACUUUUUUUCAUUAAUAGGAGAGAGAUAUUAUUUCCUGCUAAAUUUUAAGAAAUAAAGUAAGUUUCAGGUAUGCACACAAAGACAACAAAAAUAGUUACAAAAUAGAAUAAUUUGUUGCAUGUAUAUAACUAAGAAAGUUAAAGCCAAUUCUCGCACUUGAUGAUUUUGGCACACUGUGAAUCCUUACUGCCUACGCAUACAGUGCAAUACUUCUUUCUCUGUUGUACAAAAACAUGCAUUACAUAUAUUUUAUAUAUGGUAUGUAUAGUGUAUAUUAUAGUACAUGUACUAUACAGUAAUAAUAUUCAUCAUUACAGACAGUAACAAUAAUGGUUCUUAUGAUGAAAAUUUACAAUGAUGGUUAUGCAUACAUGAUGAGGCAAAGUGCAGUGACUGAUGUAGGUGUUGUGUAGGAAAUAGGAAAAUAUAUACUGAUGGUUCAUCAGAAGGUUCAUCUGGUGAGCUUGGAAAACCCACUGCUGAAGAACUUUUUACUCGAGAUUCUGAUGUCCGGGAUGUCAUAAGGGGCAGGUAAAGUUGAUGGAUUUUUUGUUGAUACAGGUUUCUUUUUGGUGAAACUGUGCUAGAAAGUUGCUUUCUUUUAAUUUUCUACAUCACCAUAAAUUGUUACAGAGUUGGAGUACCAUAAAUCACUGAUGAUUUUACAGGUGACUUAUGCUUUUCAUUAAAAUACUAGUAUAUACCUCAUAAUACUGUCCUUAGGAGUUUGUGCAGUAUGAAACAUUUAUGAAAAUUUUAUGUCCAGUUGGCAUUUUCUGUUUCUUAAUUGCCAUCAAUGACUCAAGUUUUGUUAAAUUUCCUUUACAGCCAUCAGUGUGUUCUCCCACUUCCUCAACUAUCAUAUUGACAAAUGAACUUUUGAUAUCUGAAUAAUAUUUUCCAUUAAUCCCUUGAAAGCUCAUAAAGGAUUUUAACAUGCAUCAACUACUUUUGGUUUUCAGGUUUUCCAUUACAUUUUUCAUUAUAAGUUUUAUUGCACUGCAUUAAUGAACAAUUUAUAGUAUUCCAUUAUAUCAGGGUCAUAGUGUGUAUCAGUGGCCUCUUGUGAUGUAGCCAGACACCAGAUAGGAGUCGAGCGCCUCAGUGGCGUGAUCGGUAUGGUCUUGGCCUGCCACCUCGGUGGCCACGAGUUCGAUUCUCGGUCAUUCCACUGAGGAGUUAAGAGAUGUGUAUUUCUAGUGAUAGUUCACUCUCGACGUGGUUUGGAUAUCAUAUAAAGCCGUUGGUCCUGUUGCUGAAUAACCACUGGUUCCUUGCAACAUAAAAACACCAUACAAACAAACCAGAUAGGAAUCCAUGGCUUUGACCCACUGGAUUAUACCUUUAUCAAGCAGUGACAGUAAUGAAGUAAUGUUGGAAAACAAAAGCACAUCUAUUUAUAUGUAUAUAAGGCAGAGGCAGGGACAGGCACAUUGUCUGUUGAAAGCAGGACCCUGGUUUUCAAUCCUUUUUCCAUCUAGUAUUUCUUUACUUUAGAUAGAAAACAUUGGCAAAACCAUUUUUUAAAAAUAAAAAUGGUGGUAACCCAGAUUUUAUUAUUGUGUUGCCAGAGCAUGGUAGGUGGAUCUUUCCUUGGUUGAUUGGGGUAGAUGGCCCUAUAGAUGACACCAGGUUAAUCAUAUAACUUGGAAUAGUGCCACACAAUAUCAGUGUCCUUUUCUUAAUCCCCAUAGCUUGUUUUAAACUUUUGAGGAUGAGUUUGAUUUGGUAGCCAUUCUACUAAACAGUUUUAAUACUGUAUACACUUUUUUCUAGAAGGUAACUUUAGUCUUGUCAACUUCUCCAUUCUGCCAGGUUCUGGCAGUGUCAUUUUUGGCACACAUGUUCUCCAGGAAUUUUAAAAUUUAGAGCUCAUUUAUAUUUUGGAGCUAGUGAAGCCAUCCAUUACUAUAAAUGAUUUUAUGUUCCUUGGUCACCCCACAUGAUUUUCUUUACAUAGAUGUGAAGCUUUCUGAUGCAUCACAUAAUUGUCUAGUAGACUGAAUUUUUUGUUCUCUCUUCUAACCACAAAACAUUGUUUAGCUGUUGAAGGGGAUGAGUACGUAUGUUUAUGUUCAUGCCUUGAGCCACAAAAAACCCUUCUUGUCUUCACUAAACACUUUACUACUGAUAUUACAAAGCUCAUAAAGAGGGCAGAAGCAAAAGUAGCAUGAAGUUUUUCUUAUUUUACAAUUUCCCUUGUUUCACAUUUUUGUGAUAUUGUUCAUCCCUUCGUAGUGUAAAUCCAGAAUUUUGAUUUUAUGACUUAAUGAUUUCACAGGCAAUUUUUUGAUCAUCAGAAAACCAAGGAUUUUGAUGGAUGCUAUUGGUAUUUUAGUUGGAAUAAUUUUAACAAUUUCAAUAUUGUUCAUCAUAGUGAUGGAUAGAAAAGGCAUUGUUCAACAUAAAAAUAUAAAUUAUUAACUAGAGCAGGAACACUUAUUGUUAGGUUAUACAAACCCAUGUAUUCUUACAUCCCUAGGAAAUGUUUAAAUUAUUUUGUCCUUGUUUCUAUUGAUUUUGUUGGAUAAGUAGUAUUCAUUCAUUCAUAGCAUCGUUUCCAAAAACAGUAAUUUAAAAGCAAAAAUUGGAAUGAAAAUUGCUUGUUUACUACUGAUCGAGAUGCUGCAUAAACUUUUGCACUGCUGGCAAGAAGCCCAAGAUUUCCAGAAAUUAAUGUAUAGUGUACAGUAUAUCUUGAAUUACUUAGAAGUGGUAAUUUGAAAAUAUUUGUAUGGCAUCACCUGUAGACUGGUUUAUCAAGGGAUACAGAUUUACCUGUGUCAUUGAAUCCAAGGGAAAUUUUACUGUACAUAGUUACUGGUCCUCUUUAAAUAGUUACAGAUGUGCUUAAUAAAAUAAAAAUUAAGUUGGAGAAAGGUUAAGAUGGUUUUCGCACAGCCUUGAACUAGGGACACCCAAUGUCCUCUGGUUUUGUCAUAUAUGCAGUAGUACCAAGAAAAUUUUAAGUUCACUCCAUCAUUGAAGUUAUGUCAAAUGGUAAUAUGGUGUUGAAAACAUUUAUUCCAUAAAGGAAAUCAGCAAUGAGAUGUAUUGACAUUGCACUGAAAAUUGUCGUUUGUACCAUGGACAUAUUGUAUAUGUAGUAAUCUGGAAACUAAAAUGAAGUUCAAAAUUACAAUCAACAAAGUGAUAGUGUUCUUUCAGAAAGUGGAAAUGAAAUUUUGGUAUGCACCACACAUACCUGAGCAUCAUGUGUCCCUUAUGUUUAAUGCAGGAAUUUAAAAAUACAAUCCAAUAGUGAAGUUUAAACUUUGUCCAUUACAAGUUGGAAAACAUGCCAUCCUGAUUAAUUUUAUUUCAAUUUUAUUAGAAGUUAUGACUUGAUUACAGAAACUUUUCAGCAAGUGCCUGAACAUUGUCUUAAAUUUAUUACACGGAAAUAUAUAUUGAAGAAAGUAUUCAAUACUAUUAUACUAGUCUAGCCAUUACAACCUUUCUAUCCCUCUUACAUAACUUAGGAUUAUUAAUGUUAAUAUGCGACACUUAGCACAUUGCUCACGUACUUAAAUUGUUCAUUAUAUUUAUUACCUAGGUAGAUUAUAUAUGUGGUCAAGGUUUAUGAAGAUCCUGGUUAUUGUCAACAGAUGAUUUUUUUUUUUUCAAAAGAGUAAUUUUAUUUUCUCCAUUGUACAGUUAUUUAUUUUUCAGGAUGAUUUUUAUCAUUGUAUAAAAAAAACUAAUUUCCAGUGAAAGUUGUGUUUCAGUGCUCUGUGGUUUUUGGAAAUUCAGGCCCAGGCUGAGAUGUUUUCAGAAUGUUAGUACUAUUGAGAUCAGUUUGAUAUAACAUAACUUGUGACAGUUAAGUACCUGUGUCAGCGUGGCUCAAUAUGUAAUUAACUGAGAUGAGCUUAAGAGUAUUUUUUCUUAAUUGGAUACAAACCAGUGACUCUUAAUUGGAGAAUAUCUCUGUGUAACUGAAUGGUGGAAUUAACGUAGUUUAGAGGUUAGUCAUUUGUGGCGCUAGUGGAUGGUGUGGGUAGAAGAUAAGAUGCCCAUAAGAAACCCAGGCAGUUGAUCAUUUAUUCAUUUGACCUUUCAGCUUCACAUGAAAGAGAGUCUCCAAUUAAAAGUCUUUGGUUUGUUUUCCUAGGAAAAAUACAAAGUAAUAAUAAAAUUUGUUAGUUUUGCAUGAUUUUAAUAUAAAAUGUUUACCUACAAUAUAUUUAACCUAGCUUUUAUCAUUAAAAUUACUUUUAAAACUUUGUUCACCUACAGACUAAAUGCAGAUCAAAUAGAUAUUCUGAAAAAUAAACUACAGAGUUAUUUUGUUAAUAUGAAAAGGAUCUUAAUGUAGUAUUAAAGUAAUUAGCAAUUAGAAAAAACUAUAGUUACAUUUCCAUCCCAGUUCAUACAUUCAUUUUGUCAGCAUAUUUGGGCUGUGCAAUAAAGUGAAAAUAUCUAUUAGUAAAAAUACUUUAAUUAUUGUAAUUUUGAGAUUAUGAGUAUCAGAACAUUGGAGAGAAAGUUCAUUAUGUGUAGCUGUAUUUAUAGGUCUUAACUUAGAAAUAGGCAUGAGCACUAAAUGAUUUGUGUUGCUUCCAUUUUAAAUUUGGCCAGAAUGUUUCCCAGCAAACAAAUUCCCCAUGAAAACUGCAGGAGGGUUAAAUUAGGAAUUAAAUGUUUAUGUUGUAUCAUCUGAUGAGUUAGGGAUAUCAUGUGAAAAAUUUUUACAAUAAGGGAUUAUAUAGUUGGACCAUAUUUGUUAUUUGUAAAAGGGAAUAAUAGAACUAUCAUGUUCAUACCAUUUACUUGAUAUGUUGUGUAACUAACAUUAUGUUAAAAUUUCUGUUAUUUCAGGCUUAUGAAUGAAAUAUAUCCUUCAUACUCGGUUAAUUCAUGAUCUGCAAGCUCCCACCCCUUAUUCAGUUCAUCAGUUGUAAAAGUGUACAGUUCUGUAACUUAGUGCGUUUUGCAGGACUAGCAGACAUUUAAUCUACUGCAAAUGCUUUAUUUUUGUCCAGUUAAAAUAUCUAAGUCAUUUUGUAUUUUAAACAAUGUAGAUGCCCCUCCAUUAAGUACUCAGGUUUAAAUAAGGGUUUACUGACCCCCCCCCCACAAAAAAAAAAAAAAAAAAAAAAAAAAUUAAUCCUUGCAGCCAGAUCAUGUUUUUUGUUUCUUUUUUUUAUGGAAAAGUCAGUGACUAACAUUUGGAUCUUAAUCAUACCUCCUUUAAUUUUAUUUUAUUUAUUUAUUUAUUUAGUAACUUGAAUUUUUAUAUAUUGAAUUUUACAAUAUGUAUAGUAGUUUUGACUGAAAACACUGAGGUUCUUUAAAUUUUGAUCACACAGAAUGUACUUUUUAUGGCAUAGUGGUAGUUAUCUCUUUCUCUCUCUCUCUGAUCAGAAUUGGUCAUACAGUAUCUAAUGCACAUCACUAGAAAACCUGGAGAGUGCUCUUGCGUAAUGUCACAUUGUAUAUAUUACUUUACUAACAUGAAAAACCAGCUGUCCAAAAGGCAAAAUGUCGUGGAUCACAGUAGUUUUUAUCUCUGCUGUGUGACAGGCAGGAUGGGGUUAGUUUUAAUUCAUGAUGCAUAUAUCUUUUCUGAGGUUAUAUUUUGUUAAUUUUCCUCUGACAGCUUAUUUACAUUCACUUUGGGAGCCUUGAUAUGAAAUGUAACAUAAGCAAUGCAGUUUGGUGGCUGCUUAUCUUUACCUCAUUUUUGCCAUCAUCUGUUUGUUUCAGCAAAGAUCUAUGCUAUUCAGUACUUGUUAAGUACAGUAUUUUUAUUAAUAGUAGUAGGUAAAUUUUUUUUCAUUCUUACAUUUUUGAAGGUUCUGUAUAUCUUAUCCUUUUUUCUGUAAUAGGUUUGUUAAUAUGCACUUUUAAAAAAUGGCUAUUCAAAAUUUGCUCUACUUGAACUUAAUGCAUAUAGCAGCUUUACUUUCAAUGUUAACUUCAGAAAAAGUCUUCUAUAACCAAACUUUCUUUCCAGUCUGUGAUAGAUUAUACUUUUGACUUCUGGCAAGUCAAAAAAUAAAAUCUUGUUUGACAAUAGCUUCUAUUUUAUUACCCACUUUGAACAGUUACCAUGAAACAGUAAUGUGGUCAUGCUAAAAUAAGUCUUUUAACUUGAGCAGACAUUUCUCUUUCAUUGUUGUAAGACUUUGUGAAAGGUCUUCUCUUGUAGUGAUGUGAACAACUUGGCUGUCUAACUCUAGUGUAUUGAUUCAUGAGGCAAUUGUUUAAGUCUGUAUAUUGACAGGUUUCCUGAUAUUAUUGGUAGUUACACUUCCGAUUACUCAGAAGGUAAUGUCAUAGUAUAUGUAGCAAAUGAGAACAUGGUCAUCAAAAACAAAAAUUUUUUUUUAUUACUCAGAAGGUAAUGUCAUAGUAUAUGUAGCAAAUGAGAACAUGGUUAUCAUUUUUUUUUUUAUUAAUAUAUAAGAAUCUUAAUAUUUUAACUCAAAUCUGAGUUUUCAUAGAUAUAUGUAUCCAAGAACAGUUGUGUGAAUGCUUAUUGGGUAUGCAGUCUUUGUUUGAAGCAAUUUUUUUCAUUUUUUUAAAAAAGGAUUUUCAAACAUUUUCAAUAAUGCCUGCAUUUUUUCAUCAAGGAUAUUGUUAAUUUUCAUGUGGCCUCAUACAUAUAGACAAAGGAUUCUUAAUAUUUUGAGGUAUAACCAGUUAUGCAUAGCAUGUUGCAAAAAACCUUUCCUCUUACAAAGACUUGCAGCACAUGUACUCAACACAACCGUCUUACUGUGUAAAUUAUGGAAUAUUGCUAACUUCUGGGUUUAAAAGGUCAAAGAUAAACAGCAUAAACCAGAAAUAGGAAAAUUCCAAAAUACAUAUGGCUUUUAUGCUUUGUUUUUUGUUUCAAGAUUUGCUGUUUGAAUUAAUAGAAAAACUACUCUUGUCUUAGAACAGUGCCCCAUGAUGCAUCGCUACGUGGAAAGCAUGGCUAUUGGCAGAAGGGAAGACUUACUCUAUACCAACUAGGCCAAUAACCUCUGGAUAUAUUAUUGCAAAAUUUAACAUAAAAUGACAUUGCUAUGGGACACAUGCAUAAUUUCCUAGACCUCAUAUUUGUAUUUAGGUUGGCAGGGAGUAUGUUUAUCUUUUUAUAUUCGAGGAAACCUGUAUCUUCCAACUGUAAAACACUGAACCCCCUUGUCUCAUUUACAUGUAGUGGGUUUUACUGGCAAUUACUUUACAGUUAUUUUUGACCAUCCUCAAUCUUGACAGAGGCUACUUAACUGGAUUUUCUGUAAGGUUGAAAUAUUACAUAUUGAACGUUAUCAGCUCUUUGGGAUUAGGAGUGCUUGUCCCUUUGGCACCACCAAUAUGCAGUACUUAAGAUUCUUUUCUUUGUCCUUUUUGGGCCAAGCCUAUUAUUUUUGUUGUUGCUCUCUUCAUUUUAAUAUUCUUUCUUCCAACUUAGCUGUCAAACUGAACAUCCUUUGGAUUAACCUAGUGAGAGCUAAGUCUGCAACUCUGUAGUCUGGUUAUUAUUAUUUACUUUAAAGGAUAAUCUCUUCUCCAUUCUCUGCAGAAAACUUCCUCACAUGUAACUGCUUUCCUCAGUGCACUCGGCUGUGAAUCUUUGUUUUAUAUAGUCAAACUUCAAGGUUUUCAUUCUUUUUGUGAAUGACCAUCCCAUAUCUCCACUGCUUACAGGAGUACAAGUGCCACAGAUUGUUGCUUUAUUAAGUGGAUUAUCUUAUUUACCAGUAAUCCAACAUCCACCCUGUUGCUCAUAUUGCUUUUUACCAGCUUGAUAAUCCAGUGUCUCUUAAGAUAUCAGGAAUGUUCUGUUUCCUUUUCACAACUUACAUUUUGGGCAAGUAAAUUCCCAUACUCAAUUUGUAUUUUUGUCUCCUGUGAAUCAAUCUGUUGAAUUCAGUACAUAGUAUUUCAUUCUCUCCAACACCUCUAUAACAUCCAAAGGCCACUUUCCCAACUGAACUUUCCUUCUUCCUUUCUAGGUCCAGUAGGCUUUAUUUUAUUUUUGAUAAUUUCCAGUUCUCACUUUCCCAUUUACCUCUUCAUAAAAUUAAGCACUUCAAAGGACUUGCUGAUUAUCCCUGAUAAACACCAGCACUUUUCUCAAUUUCUUCUGAUAUAUACCAACCACAGUCUAGUCUGUUAUAUGGUGUUAUCAUAAAUCUUAACAUGUGAUCAUAGUAGGCAUUGCUUGUCAUCACAUUUGAUGGGUCUUUUCAAGAUGAAAAAAAUAUGCUUUAAGAAGUAUUUAUAUUAACACAAAGUGAGAAAGCAUUCCAACAUAUUCCUCAAGAGAAGCAUACAAGAUUUUCUUUGGAUUCAAAUUGGGUAUCAGUGUUGUAUAUGAGAAUAAGGUGGCAUGUGGUAUUGAAGUUAAUGAAGGGUGGAAGGGUAAGUAAACUGAUAAAUGGAAUGGGAGUUACUUUACAAUGUGUCCCUCCAGUACACUACAAUAAACCUGUCCACAACACUUCUUGUGUCAACUGUAAUGCAUUGUGACUGCUCUCCCCAUCUUGUUGUAUGCUGUGAUGUUAUUUUAAAUAAACAAUUAUUAAUACAA